AAAACAAUUACGAUUGGGGGAAAUCAUGAUACGAUCUGUAUUCGCCUUGAGACAGUAACAAAUACAUUUCAAAUACUCCAAAUAUUCCCUCUUGACAAUCCUUGUCAUUAAAAUUGCUGACGAGAUUGUAAAGAAUACCAGAAUGUGAACCAAAACACCAACGGUAACAACUUUUUUACUAUUAAGAUUGAAGGGCGCCACCAUGUGUGUCUUGUUUGCGGUGACCAUAGACAUCACAUUGCACACAUACGCAUGAUGUCUUGUGUUUUGUGUUUUGGGAAGUUGUAAAACUUAGUGUCAAAAGAUUACUUUUAAAGAUUCUUUAGUGUGAUUCAAUAUGCGCAAGAUGUGCAACGCCUGUAGAUGAGAAAAUAUACAUGGAGUUAUUACUUGGGUUCCAUUACUUCCAUCAAUUCAAGAAGAGUAAGGUGGCUGAACAGAGUUGUUCAAUAAAAUGAGUAAUUUGAGCAGUCCCACUGGGUCCAGCACCGACUUCUACAAGUUGAUGGGCUUCAUCAAAGAAACGCCUCCUCCAAGCAAGGCAGGCAAUUCCCCUAGCACUAGCACAAGCAGUGAAUCCAACAAACUUGUGGGUGUUGUUAAGGAAAAGCCCCAUCUGCCUGAGGGAUGGAUCGUCAAACAAUCUAACUCCUAUCCUGAUAGGGUGUACUAUUUCAACGUCUUAACUGGCACCACUACUUGGAAGAUGCCUGAAUUGAGUUCAAGCGAUGACACAUCCAUCUCAACAGCUGAAAUCAGUAACCCAUCAAGACAACCCACUCGCAAGGAAUCAAAGUCGGCUUCUGUUGUCUCGCUAAACGCCUGUAGCAACAAACCUUUAGCCAAGACCAGACAACUGAGAAUCAAGAUUCCUAGUGAUCAAGGAAUCAGAACUGAAAACCGGAUACCAAGUGUCAGGAUGCGCAUUGAGAAAUACAGAACUGACCAGAGGCAGAGUCUGUAUAAACUUGGACAGAAGGGGAGUGAAAUAUCCCAAGGAACCAAAGAUGGCAAGGUAAAUCCCCAGCAGUUUAAGGAUUCCAGAAGUGAGCAUGUCAAUAAAAGAAGACAUCUGUCGAAUGAAACUGUAGCCAACCCUUGGCCGUCACCUCCGUGGGGUAUACCAAUAGGGACUGGCCGUCUACCAGGGACAUACACUAGUACCUCAACUCCUGAGUCACUGAAUCAGAGCUUAAUUCCAAGCCAGGGUGGUCCCUCAGAUUUAAGCUCAAUAUCAUCAGGUUCAAAGAUGGAAACUGCAAUCUAUCCUCAUUCAAGUAAGGGAAAGAAAAAAAAGAAACGAACUAAAUUGCAAUUAUCAGUAGACAAUCAGCCUCCUACGCAAUCUUCUGCAAAUCUCCUGAAUAAGCUACCAGAACAAGUCUUGACUCAGUCGCAAAACUGUCUUCGAAUAACAGGGAAGAAGCCUUCAGUGAGUAGUCUUUCAUCAUCUGACAAGGAAAGUCUGAAUAACACCAAGGUGCAACAACUCUCAGUGCCUGAUCUCCCAAGAGAGUUGAAGAGAGAUAGAAAGUUUGUUAACAAGUCACAUCAAGGGGUGGAAUAUUGGCUGGAUCCAAGCCCCCCGAUCCCAACCCCUGACUCCCAGGCAACCUCCUCUCUCCAGAGUCUUCCACAAAAGAAGAGGAAGAAGAAAUCUCAGAAAGAGCCAACCACAACCCCACCACUGACACCAAAUCAAGAGGAUGAUUCUCUGUCUCUGAUGGAAAUUGACUUCCCAAACCAGCAAGAUGAGAUGAUCAACACAGAAACCAAAGCAAACUGCAAAGCAAAGCCGAGUGUCCAUGUGGUUAUAGACACAAACAUCUGGAUGGGUGAUAUGCAUUUUGCUAGGACACUCUUUGACAAGUCUAUCAGUGGAUUGGGGAAUGUUGUAUUUGUCGUCCCCUGGGUUGUCAUGCAAGAACUGGACAGGCUCAAGAAUGAGACUAGCGGCCGAACUGGAAGUAAAGCAAUACGUUUUCUGCACAAGUGUUUCACAAGUGGCCAUCCAAGGGUCAUAGGUGAACCUAUGAGAAAGGUGACUGAAGAGGCGGAGUUUGAGAUUACAUGCAAUGAUGAUUGGAUACUACAAUGCUGUCUUAAGUAUCAGAAAAAAGUUGGUCAUGAUCUGGUUGUCUUGCUAAGCAAUGAUAAACAUCUAUGCAGUAAAGCUAUCAUCAGCCACAUCAAGGCCUUCAGUGCAGAGACUCUGCUUCCAGCUUUAGAGUCAUUAGCGACAGUACUUCAGCAACGGCACCCAUUCCUGACCCAAUCUCCACCACUCGAUCAGACUCAUGACGGAAACCUCCUAUCGGCUAGGGAAACUCAAUCUCCGCUGUAUCAAGGCCAUGAAGGAAACCUCCUAUUGGCUGGGGAGACUCAAUCUCCACUACUUGCUCAAAGUAAUGGGGGAAGUUUUCUAUUGGAGCACAACUCUCCUAGAGUGCAGUCUCCCGUUGAGUCACCAAUAUCAGAUGAAGCAGAGAAAGAACUGUGUAAUAAGUUAGCCUGUGAUUUAAAAGAGGUUCUUCAAAGUGGACUAUCUGAGGUACUUCAGACAGAGAUGAAAUCAGCAUAUCAAGACCUCUGGCUGGAGAUUGUCCUAAAGAAACCACCCUGGACAUUCAACGAUGUAAUGCAGUGUUUUGACAAACACUGGAUGGCUGUCUUUGGGAUGUUUCUAAACAGAGAAGACAAGAGGCGCUUCCAGCAGCUUUAUGAAAUGACUGAAAAUCAUCACAUGGGAUUGCAGAAAAUAAAGCAGCUGAUUAAUAGCAGUAUUUUCUUUUGUCGAAGACUUCAACAGCGUUGUAGUUACAACAACAAGGUUCUGCAGUCCAUCAUACGGCUUGGCGAGCUUAAGAAACAGAGCCAACUUCCACUUGAAACAAAAGAUACAGUCAAUGAGGAAGUAGUCUUUGAAGUUUUCCAGACUGUUUGGAUAAAAAUCCGCCAGCUUAGUGCAUUAAUCUUUGAGGGUCUUGGUGUCCCCCAUGAUCUGGAGACAGACAGGACGGUUGGGGUUCCAACACCAGAAGAAUGUCUCAAUUGCCUGCAGCUUCUAUGCCAAAUGCUGGAUCAGAUCACCAAGAGUCUACAAAGGAUUCUGCAGAUACCUGAUUCUUGUGUGUUAAUGCAGUCAACACCCUUCAAGCAUCUAUGUACAGUACUUCACAGCUUCCUACAUGAAUUCAUCUCGCAGGACAAAGACAAGUUUUCAGGUCUGACCAAUUCUUCGCUUCAGAGGUUUGUAUUGGUCUCCAAGAAUAAGCAAGUCCUGCAAAACGGCAUCGUGCAAUUCACUGAGACUCUGACCAAGCUUGUUGAGUGCAAGAGUGCCUUUUCAUGACCCCCUGAAGAGCCAAAGAACUUCAGUGACUGACGUAAGUUUAAUGGAAGUCAAGAUCUAAAGCAUAUGAUGGUUGUGGGAUCAACAGAUUCAUUGGUGUCUGGUUGGUGUCCUGAUCUAUGGGUUUACCAGUUGAGUGAUAUGAUUGGUUGAGUUAGUGCUCUACACUUUGCAUUGCACUACACCCAGAGCGUGAUACCAGCUUGACGGUUAAAAGGGUCCUAAAGGUAAUUUGCAUUGAUGUUUUAUAGCGUAUGACCCCUUUCAUAGCCAUGGCUUGGUCUUCAGCUCAAGCUCAGGCUGGACUUUAGACUGUGUCUAGGCUAAGUUAAAGGAUUGAGCUCUGGCCCGUCCCAUGUCUAUAGUUGAAGGAUUAAGCUCUGGCCCAACCCAUGUCUAUAGUUGAAGGAUUAAGCUCUGGCCCGACCCAUGUCUAUAGUUGCCUGAAAAAAAUCAUAUGAAACCAACACAACCAAAACUGAGACUGUGCCAAAACACACUUGGACAUUGCACAUAAGACCUUGUGUUUCAGUCUUACAAGUAGCAUACUCUUAUCUGCUCUCCUCCCUCCUCCCCUCAAAACCUGUUUUCCUUUGUUUAUUCAUGACUUGUAUUUAUUUGUGUACAUUUUGUUAAAUAUUGAAGUACUUUAACAGGAUGAUAAAGAACUAGGUGAGUGUAAGCACCUUAUACAUGUAUUAUACAUAUGAAGAUAUUUAUUUUUGAAAUGUUACAUCACAAUUCGUGUAUUAUUUUUGAGAAAUAAUCCUGAAUCUUUCAAAUUAGCAAUUAUUAUUACUAACUCUUACAUUGUUUUCAUUAAUCAGAUGUACGUCCCACAACUUAUGUUAUGAUAUGUUUACACAGGGCUCAAAUUAACAAUGAACCGCAGGCUUGAGGCCAGUGAUUUUAGCAAAGGACCUUUAAACUCAUGAACUGACAAGCCUGGUGGUCUUUUGUUUUUUUAAUUGAAUAAUGAUUGGCUACCUCAUUGUUUUUGAAAAGGAAUUGACUAUGAAUUAGAUAAUAUGGUUCACUUCUCUUGAGUAACAAAGUGUGUUUUAUACCACAAGGCAAAUGAGAUAGAUCUUGUCUUAGCGCUUGUUCAACUCGGUUUGAUUUUGGUCUUGUAAAAUAAACUCUGGUCAAGUAAAACCUUUGAGCUACAAGCCUUGCAGUCAUAUGGAUUUGCCCCAAAUUUGAGCCCUGAUAUAUUAUAUAUAAACACACUGUUUGUGUACUUUUGGGGUUAGUUAAGAUUGGGAAGCGGCCUGUUCAAGCAGCACAUAGAAAAUAAUUUAGGGAAAAUAGAUCUUUGCAACUGUUGAGAGCCUUUUAGAAUGUUUAAUUUAUACAUUCACUCAAAAGAGAUUUUAGAAUUAAAAAUGGAAGCACCCAGAAAAUGAAGAGGCUAAAACAAUGAAGGUAACGACAGUUGCCUAAAAGUAAAGAUAUUGAUUUUAUAUAGUCGCCAAAGCAGUUUUUAAAUGAAUGAGCCAUUUUAAAGAGGAAUAGUUGGACCAUCGAUUUUAAGUACCGUGAUUGUUUAAAACGAUCAGUUUAUCAAAAUCUUACUUUGAUUAGAAAAUUGAGUUUGGAAUGUUCGUUGACACAAUCUUGACUCUAUAAAAAAUACUUCAUUUGUUUUCCAGUCUUUGUUAAAUAACGACCAUGAAACAAAGUAAACUGAAUCACAUUCUAAUUAUAACUCCUGUUUCGUGGAGAGAUUCAUUGUUUUGCGGUCUCCAAUUGCGAUUAGCAAUUACACCAGAAAUAUGGAUGUAGGUAGACACUAGGUGUUCCAGAUGUAUAAAGAGUUGAAUAAACAUCAAGUGUUAACACAUACACUUUCCACAGUCAGUGGAACGCCAAACUCCCUUUCAUAUUGGCUGAAUACCACAAGAUGUGGCCAAACAUAAUAUCAUCUCAAGUUUCAACUUCUGAGGUCAACAUGGGGUCAUGUCAGUAAUACUAUUGCUGUGUUUUUCAAAACUAUAUAUGACUAAGAUGUGAAUGUGAGACAAUAGACGCAGAUGUGAAAAUUGUAAAUUAACUGUUCAUGACUGGUAUGAAUUUUUAAAAACAUUACACUAUAAAUUAACAUAAUUUGACAACUGAUGACCUCAUCAUAACGUCACAAAAACAAGUUUCAAUCAAUCAUUCUCCAGUCACGAAAAAAGAAGUGAAGAACAAGGUUUUCAAGUUUUGCCUGAACACAUAAAUGAUCACACAAACAAGUCUGCACAAACACACAGUUGUAAAACGAAUUGUAUAAACAGUGUGUAAGUGUUUACUCUGUCGAGAAAAUAAUAUGACACAGUUUCAUUCCCAAAGCCUGUGGGAGCUAAGAACAAAAUGUUACUACUUUUAUUGAACUGAAAUUAUUUAAACACAUUGUGGGUUAUGUCAACUUUUUGCACAAUAAGUAAUCACUUGUAGUUAUUCCUGAUUAAUACAAUAUUGUAUUUGUAAAAUGCCAAGUUUUAGCUGGCCUUUUGCUAGCGACCACAUUGUUUAAAGCUUGAUAGAAUUAUUACCGAAAUCUGAAUUGUUUCAUAAUUUUGUUAACUUUGGGUAUAAACCAAGAAAUACCAGAGAAUUUUCCUGAACAAUGUGGUUGAAGACGUGAUACCUUUGUUGUCUGUUGCGGUGUAUGUCUUUUUGGCCUAUUAUAAAGAAACGUUGAUGCUAGUUUUGGAAUAGGCCCUAUACUUUCGUAGAAAACUGGGGAUUUGUUUCUGGAGGUUUCAGUGGUGCUAUGGGACAAGUGGGCAACAACGUUCACAUUGUAAUAAUUAUUUGCAAAUCUUUGCAGAUUAUUCAUAGGUUCAAACCAUGUCCAUGGAUAUGUUGCGUAUCUGAUUUUGAACUGAGUUUUUGUGACCAAUGUCUUAUAGACCGUUUUCAAAUGUCUUUAACUUUCAUUUGGGUUCACAUUAUAUACGGAAGGGUAGGAUGCCUGAAUUGAACCAGGUUUUGUUUUUGUUUGUUGUCAAUAUGCGUAUGAAAUUGUUUGUCUCGACGUAGAAUA
Messenger RNA from Asterias rubens (European starfish), 6383 nucleotides. RefSeq names its product transcriptional protein SWT1-like. The record is from RefSeq and is a predicted model, not a curated record. Gene Ontology annotation, molecular function: protein binding. Lineage: Eukaryota; Metazoa; Echinodermata; Asteroidea; Forcipulatida; Asteriidae. The transcript is spliced from 18 exons. The coding region runs from base 455 to 3352 and encodes 965 amino acids. Gene Ontology annotation, cellular component: nucleus.